Molecule: messenger RNA, 899 nt
Organism: Maniola jurtina (meadow brown)
Lineage: Eukaryota; Metazoa; Arthropoda; Insecta; Lepidoptera; Nymphalidae
Exons: 6
Coding region: 405-899 (164 amino acids)
Source: RefSeq, a predicted model, not a curated record
ACACACGAAUGAACCUAAAGGGUUAUGUUUUUUCUUUCAUAUGUACGGGACCCUAGAAAGGAUAUUUUCCUAAGCUUAGUAAAUAAUGUAAUCAUAUCACAAUGGCGUGUAAAUAAAUAGAACCUUUAAAUGCACGGUUUGUCUUCGCACAGGUACAGCUAUCAGACAAAAUUAACGACUGAGCGAUGCAAUGAAAAUGGCGAAAAUAUCAUUAUUUUAUUCUAUCGCCGUUAUUUUAGUUUUUGCUGCGGUCAUUAGUGCUGAUAGUAUAAUACCAAAUAAUCAGCUCGAGGAGCAAAUAUUAUCACUUCUAAAGAAAUGGCGUAAAGGAGGUGUCCAAACUAAUUUAUUUCCACUUCCUUCAUUGAAGACAACAAAUAUUAACAAAAUAGAUAGUUAUUACGAUGGAAGAGGAAUUAAUGAAAUAUUUGAAUGUGACGCAAAGUUUGGAAGAUAUCCGUGUUUCUGCAGAACUUUUCGUUCCAGUUUUGACUCUUCACUCAGAAAACUACAAUCUUAAGGGGCGUGCUUAUGUAUUUUAUCCACUUCAAGGACACGGUAAAAUGACGGUUUUGAUCCGCGAUGUGGACGUAUCAUUAAGCGUUCAUUUUGCUAAUGUAGCUGAUGUCAAUAUGAGGAUAGACGAUUUCGCAUUGGAAUUCAAUAUAAGCAAGGUCGAUGCUACUUUAGAGAACAGUUCUUGGCCAAUUAAUCAAGUGCUGAACAAAGAAGGUGUGCAAAUUAUUGAAAGCUUUCACGAAGACAUAGUAAAUGCUGCAUGGGACUAUGCUGUACCGUACGCCAACGACUAUUUAGCUAACAUCUCCCCUGGUGACUUUUUGAAAAUAAUAUCCGAUAUAAGCGCUAAUUCAUAUAUUAUUAAUAAUAAUACCAAAUAA